This is a messenger RNA of Fomitopsis serialis, 404 nucleotides long. RefSeq lists its product as uncharacterized. The record is from RefSeq and is a predicted model, not a curated record. The annotation marks the transcript as partial. The transcript has 3 exons. Lineage: Eukaryota; Fungi; Basidiomycota; Agaricomycetes; Polyporales; Fomitopsidaceae.
AUCUGCACUUCAAUGCCGGACGCCAUGAAGCGGAACUUGAUGGAUGGACUUGUCGCCUGCUUCGAUUCGGACCCAUUCAAGCCAAUCGACUCAAACUCUGCGAAUGGAGAGAGAACGUUCGAGGCGAUCCAUUUUUCGUGGUACAAUCGUCACUGUACAUCGGGUCAUUCUGCGCCUGCGGACAUACCUCCUGCCUUGCUGAGCAGAGCGGGUUGUAUGCGUACGAAUCAUGGUCAAUUCGUACCGUACGUGUCUAAGGACAUGGAAGACCACCAGGCAAUUUACCAGUCCCUCAAGAAUAUAUUUGCAGACGUCUUCAGUUGGAUAGAUGAAAAGCUUCAAACAGUCUUACCGAUGGAAUAUGAACGCCUCGAAGCUACCGCCUCAAUUCUACCUGGUAAUAA